Messenger RNA from Cornus florida, 687 nucleotides. RefSeq lists its product as uncharacterized. NCBI's taxonomy places the organism in Eukaryota, Viridiplantae, Streptophyta, Magnoliopsida, Cornales, Cornaceae. Gene Ontology annotation, biological process: cellular response to heat. The transcript is spliced from 3 exons. The record is from RefSeq and is a predicted model, not a curated record. Gene Ontology annotation, molecular function: ATP hydrolysis activity; ATP binding. Bases 1 to 687 code for a protein of 228 amino acids. Gene Ontology annotation, cellular component: cytoplasm.
AUGCAGGUAGCAAGUCCUUUGACUGGGAUUCCUGCUUCUUGGCUCCUUCAUUUUCCGGAGCUGCCACUUCAGGGCUUCGAACCAAGACUGGCUAAAGGGAUGAUUGGACAAGAACAUGUUCCAUUUGUCAUUAGCAAUGUAUUGUCAAGGUGUAGAGUUGGUUCUCGCCCAAUUGGAUCAUUUCUUUUUUUAAAUGGCCUUUUUUCGGGAUGGACAGAGAUUGCCAAAUCUCUUGCCCGGCAACUUUUUGAUGACAGUGGAAGGUUGAUAGCAUUCGACUUGUCAGAAUACUCGGACUCACAAUCUGCCUCACGUCUUAUUGGUUUUCCCUCCAGCCCCAGUUCCUGUUAUCGUGAAGGACUGCUCACAGAAGCUGUUAAGAGGAUGCCUUUCGCCGUAGUGUUGCUUGACAAUGUUGAUAGGGCUCAUCCUUUUGUUACUGACGUUCUGAUUGAGAUCAUUACCAAUGGCAGUGUAUCAAAUGGCGAAGGAGGCACCACUGACUUCACCAAAACAGUGAUUAUCAUGACAUCAAAUGUUAUGGAUGGUAAAAUCCAGGGGUGGAAAUGCAAUUGUGCGAGGUUUUUAACCAAACUAUUACAGUGCCUGAUAUCUUUGCUGUCUGGAAUUACAGGCGAGAAAACAUUUCAGACAUUUCAGAGAACUGGAUGGUGUGAUUCUCUUUAA